CUUAAAAGUCUCCAAAAGGAACUGGAGCAGUUUGCCAAGAAGCUAAAGUGGAAGAGGAUCGCUCUGGGUUAUACCCAGGCUGAUGUAGGGAUCACCUUAGGGACUCUCUUUGGCAAGGUUUUUAGCCAGACCACCAUCUGUUGCUUUGAGACACUACAACUCAGCUUCAAGAACAAGUGUAAGCUCCAACCUCUGUUACAGAAGUGGCUAGAAGCAGUUAAUGACAACGGCCACCUUCAGGAGCCUUGUAAGGCUGAGAUAAUCCUUCAGCAAGUCAGAAAGAGGAAGCAUACAAGCAUUGAGAAUGGAGUUCAGGGAAACUUGGAGAACGUGUUUCCCCAGUGCCCCAAGCCCACACUUCAACAGAUCAGCAAUAUUGCUGAGGAGCUGGAACUAGAGAAAGAUGUCUGGAUUUGGUUCUGUAACUGCCGUCAGAAGGGCAAACACAGCAACAGCAACUCACCCUGGGAGGAUUUUGAGGCAGCUGGGUCCUUCCCUGGGGCACCUGUGCCUUUUCCCCUAGUUCCCGGCCCUCCUUUCAGUUAUCCCAGUUAUGGGGGCCCUCAUUUCACCACUCUUUAUUCCCCAGCUCCCUUCACGGAGGGGGAUGCAUUUCCCCUCUCCGUUUCUUCUCUGGGCUCCACCAUGCAUUCAGGCUGA
Molecule: messenger RNA, 660 nt
Organism: Dromiciops gliroides (monito del monte)
Lineage: Eukaryota; Metazoa; Chordata; Mammalia; Microbiotheria; Microbiotheriidae
Product: POU domain, class 5, transcription factor 1-like
Biological process (GO): regulation of transcription by RNA polymerase II
Molecular function (GO): RNA polymerase II cis-regulatory region sequence-specific DNA binding; DNA-binding transcription factor activity, RNA polymerase II-specific
Source: RefSeq, a predicted model, not a curated record